Umbelopsis ramanniana AG is the source of this 447-nucleotide messenger RNA. RefSeq lists its product as uncharacterized. The record is from RefSeq and is a predicted model, not a curated record. The transcript is spliced from 3 exons. NCBI's taxonomy places the organism in Eukaryota, Fungi, Mucoromycota, Umbelopsidomycetes, Umbelopsidales, Umbelopsidaceae. Bases 1 to 447 code for a protein of 148 amino acids.
AUGUAUCCUGCUUUUUCUAGCUAUUACCAUUUCAGAUUGCUUAGGAAAAAUUAUGGUGCAGAUCAUGUAGUCAAUUACAAAGAACACUAUGAUUGCGAAAAGGAUGUACUUCGCUUGACAAAUGGUAAAGGUGUCGACUUUGUUAUCGACAAUGGCGGAGCGAGUUCAAUCGCUAAGUUAGCUGCUUCUACUAAACUUGGUGGCCAAAUAGUCGUUGUUGAUUUUAUGGCUUCGUCAAUGGAAAUGCCAGACCCACUCUUGGGUGAAUUGGUUCAACUUGUACGUGUUAAGAAAUUGUACACGGCUAAAAAGAUCAAUGAACAAGGAGAAGCUGCGCUCCAGUACUUGAAAAUUAGAUCGAACGUCGGAAAGGCAGGCAUCAAGGUAGAGUACAUUAUCUUCAAUGUCUUACUCAUAAACAAAAUGUACCACGAAUCCCUCAAGUAA